Didymella exigua CBS 183.55 is the source of this 610-nucleotide messenger RNA. RefSeq lists its product as uncharacterized. The record is from RefSeq and is a predicted model, not a curated record. NCBI's taxonomy places the organism in Eukaryota, Fungi, Ascomycota, Dothideomycetes, Pleosporales, Didymellaceae. The transcript is spliced from 2 exons. The annotation marks the transcript as partial.
AUCUCACUCAGUUCCUUUCAAUCUUUUCUCAUCUCAAACACAUUCAUUCUCACAUCAGGCACCUGACUUUGUCACACUCCACACUCACAAGUCACUACUUCGCGUCUAUCCGCCAAGAUAGUGACUGAACAACAAAACGAUCUGCACCAGUAACAACAUCGUCUCGCUUUCGUUCCCUUGCAUGUCGAAUUGUCAGUCACAUUCAUUUCGCCGCAACGUAUCCACGAUGUGCUACUAUCACGCCUAUUCCCACAAGUGCGGUCAUACCGAAUGCAUCAUCCAGAAGUUCUGUCCCAAGGGACAAAUGAUCCAGCAGAAGUGCGGAAGGGGGCACGAGGGGAUCAUCAUGGCUACGGUCAAGGUGGAGACCAGAUGUUCAGGCUGCAAGAAGUGAGAAACGGCUUAAAAUGGUGCUCGAAUACCAGAGAUCAUGGAUUACGGGAGCAUGGAGGAAGCAGGCCCUGAGCUGCUCAAUGUAUAAUUUCAGGAGUGGUUGUAAUCCUCAGGCAUUUUUAGCGAUCGCGGCGUUGGGUAUGGAGGUCUCCGCAUUGCUUUCAGCACAGCUUAGUUCUUGUUUAUCGUCGCGCUCAAAGUAGUUUACAUCAACCUC